This is a messenger RNA of Closterium sp. Naga37s-1, 969 nucleotides long. Lineage: Eukaryota; Viridiplantae; Streptophyta; Zygnematophyceae; Desmidiales; Closteriaceae. The record is from the annotation of a GenBank genome assembly.
AUGUCCGACCAGAAACCGGAUCUCGCCUCCCUACACUCGUGUCCGCCUCCCUACACUCAUGUCCGCCUCCCUUCACUCGUUUCCGCCACCCAUCACUCAUUGAGGCCUCCCUUCACUCAUUUCCGCAUCCCUUCACUCAGUACCGCCUCCCUUCACUCUAUUCCGCCUCCCUUCACUCAAUUCCGCCUCCCUUCACUCAUUUCCGCCUCCCUUCACUCGUUUCCGCCUCCCAUCACUCGUUUCCGCCUCCUUUCACUCAAUUCCGCCUCCCUUCACUCAUUGCCGCCUCCCUUCACUCAUUUCCGCCUCCCUUCACUCAUUUCCGCCUCCCUUCACUCAUUUCCGCCUCCCUUCACUCAUUUCCGCCUCCCUUCACUCAUUUCCGCCUCCCUUCACUCAUUUCCGCCUCCCUUCACUCAUUUCCGCCUCCCUUCACUCAUUUCCGCCUCCCUUCACUCAUUUCCGCCUCCCUUCACUCAUUUCCGCCUCCCUUCACUCAUUUCCGCCUCCCUUCACUCAUUAUCGCCUCCCUUCGGUCGCUUGCGCAUCCCAUCACUCGUAUCCGCCCCCCUUCACUCAAUUCCGCCACUCAUCGUCCCUCAAUCUUAUCCCUCAUCUCUGCCAUAUCCCCCCCAUAGCUCCCUCCUUCCCCUCACUCCCGUUCUAGCCUCUCCCAUCUGCGCGCUUCUCCCCAUUCGACACGCUUCCUCCCCCCUCUGUCCCUUAUUCGCCCCCCUUGCUAUCCUCUUGGCCCGCCCUGCCCCUCAUGCUUACCUUCCCUCCCUCCCCUCACCUCCCUCCCUGUCCACAGGCAAGCAACCCUCUCUCAACCACCCCAGUCGAGAUCCAAAAAUCGCGACACCGCCUCCGUUCUCUCCCGGACUGGAACGCUCACGGAAGAACAAUGACGAACGGUCACGAGAAUUCCAACUGCUUAUCGAGGAAGACCCGAUCUGGCGGACCAAUACG